UAAAAUUGUAUACAUUUUUUAUUUUAAGUUGGAAAUGCACCACAUAGUGUAAUGUUAACUGAUCUAAUUAAUAUCCUCAUAUUUCAGGUGGAUUAACCGCUUUGCGAAUGUUCAUGAAGUCUGAACACAGCGAGGAGAAUAUCGAGUUCUGGAUGGCCUGUGAAGAGUUCAAAAAGAUCAGGUCCAGAUCAAAACUCGAAUCCAGGGCAAAGACCAUAUACGAUAAAUUCAUCAGGCCAGAUUCUCCAAAGGAGAUCAACCUGGACUUCUACACAAGGGAGUCCCUCCAACAAAGCCUUCUGAUCCCAACGCAGUCCAGUUUCAAAGCAGCCCAAAACAGAGCUUACUUCCUGAUGGAGCACAACUCGUACCCUCGGUUCCUGGACUCUGAACUCUAUCACCGGCUCUGCAGAUUUGCUGCAGGAGAGCGAUAAUGAUUUCAGUCGCUGUAUUUCAACAAAUGGCCGGUCCGUUUUAGAAUGCUGUGCAUCUAGUGUUUCAUGUUCUAUGUAGUGAUUGUGCUACUAUGAUUUCAGUGUAUUUAAAUAUUGCAUAUUUUGCACAGAUUUGUAAAUAGUUAAGGUGUCAUGAUGAAUGUCUGGUAUUGGUAUUGAGUGUUCACAUAUAUAGUAGUAUCUAUGUUUUGGUGUUUACUUGUAG
This is a messenger RNA of Sinocyclocheilus rhinocerous, 660 nucleotides long. Its product is annotated as regulator of G-protein signaling 2-like. Lineage: Eukaryota; Metazoa; Chordata; Actinopteri; Cypriniformes; Cyprinidae. The record is from RefSeq and is a predicted model, not a curated record. The transcript has 2 exons. Bases 108 to 434 code for a protein of 108 amino acids.